GAGCAUCUGGCAGCAACAGAUGUAAACAAUGAAGGCCUUGCCUGUUGUCACUUUGGUCUUAUUUAGCGUCAGUGAAUGUGUUAUUUCCUUCGAUAUCACUGGUGGUCUCUUUAAGACAUACCCAAAGCACCCAAAUCUACGAUACUAUGAAGUUAUCGACUCAUCGGCUUUCAACCACCACAUCGUUAAGAGAGGGAUUAAAGAGAGUAAUCAUCGAUUCAAUAAAAUCAAAGAAGUUCAGUUCAGUGCAUUAGGAAGGGAUUUCCGUUUGAUACUCAAUCCUCGGAAAGGACUCCUUCACUCACAGUUCAAAGCUUAUGCUAUAGAUGGCAGGGGCAAUGAGAAGAUCAUUCAUGUGGACCAUGAAAACUUUUAUGAAGGUCGUGUCUUUGGGGAGAAGACGUCAGAAGUGUCAGCCCACUUGGAAGAUGGGGUUAUGACAGCGACCAUACACACUCCUGAUGACACGUAUCAUAUAGAGCCAUCAUGGAGACACAUACCAGAUACCAGAGAAGACUCCAUGAUCGUGUACAGAGGAUCGGAUGUGAAGUACAGCUGGGAAGACAACCAUCCAAGCCUCAAAGGACACAAAAUGUGUGAUUAUGUUAAAGAAGGAAAUGAAACAACAGAGACAGAUGAUGAAGAUGAAGAAUGGAUAGAAGGUUACGAGCCUCCAGAGGGAAUCCUCCCAGAGACUUUGCCUGAAGAGCACGGCCCCAAAAGGAGAGUCAAGAGACAACAGGCGGAACAGUACAACUUCAAUGGGGACAAGACACGAUGUCCGCUGUUACUAGUGGCUGAUUACCGCUUCUUCAGGGAAAUGGGCGGCUCAAACUACAAGACCACUGUAAACUACCUGAUCAACCUUAUUGAUCGUGUGGACAAGAUUUAUGAAAACACAGUAUGGCGAGAUGGUGUGGACACGGCUGAUUUCUCUGGCAUGGGUUUUGUCAUCAAGAAAAUUUUAGUGCACCAAGAAUGGUCUCCAGUAGGUUCCAACCAAGUGCACUAUAACAUGGAACGCAGCUCCUGGGAUGUGCGUAACCUCUUGGAAAUAAAUAUUGCACAAGUAAUGGUCCUAAUCAACCUUAUUGAUCGUGUGGACAAGAUUUAUGAAAACACAGUAUGGCGAGAUGGUGUGGACACGGCUGAUUUCUCUGGCAUGGGUUUUGUCAUCAAGAAAAUUUUAGUGCACCAAGAAUGGUCUCCAGUAGGUUCCAACCAAGUGCACUAUAACAUGGAACGCAGCUCCUGGGAUGUGCGUAACCUCUUGGAAAGGAAAUCAAAAGCACCAGUAGGAUUGGGUGAGAGGAAUCUAGUCACAGGUCAUGUAUCGUGUCACAGGUCUAUGGAGUCUGGGAAGCGAAUGCUGAGGUAUGCACCCUAUUUGUUCACCUGUAGGUUCAAGGGAAUGAGAUUAAGGAGACCGAUUUUCAUUUUUUCUUUCUCUUCAUUCCAUUGUGCAGAAUACUUUAAGAAUGGACACACACUCUACCUGAACUCCGGCCUGAGUUCAUCCAGGAAUCACUACGGGCAGAGGGUGAUCACUCGUGAGGCAGAUCUCGUCACGGCACACGAGUUUGGACACAACUGGGGCUCAGAGCACGACCCAGACCGGCCGGAGUGCAGCCCCAGUGCCAGUCAAGGAGGGUCAUAUCUCAUGUACACAUAUUCUGUGUCUGGUUAUGACAUCAACAACAAGAGGUUCUCACCAUGCAGUCUCAGAGCAAUUCGUGCUGUCCUAGUUGCCAAGUCCUCUCGCUGCUUCACUGAGCCCGAGGAGAGUUAUUGCGGAAACCAGCGCGUAGAAGGCCAGGAAGAAUGUGAUGCAGGGCUGGUAGGCCAGGAUGACUUAGACGCUUGCUGUGACAAGCACUGCAAAUUGCGAGAAAGAAAGACUUGCAGUGACAGGAACUCUCCCUGCUGCCAGGGCUGCCAGUACAUGAACCAGGGUGUCAAGUGCAGGGAGCAACAGCCAGCCACAUGCGAGAAUGAGUCUAGGUGUCUAGGCACAACGGCAGUUUGUCCCAAGGCCAAACCUAUGGAAGACGGCACUCCCUGCAUUGAGAAGGGCCAGUGCCACCAGGGAUCCUGUCUUCCCUACUGUGAGACUCAGGAAAUGCAGAGCUGCAUGUGUGAUACCAUUGAUGACGCUUGUAAAAGGUGUUGUCGCAAGACGCUGAACGACACCUGCUUCCCGGUCACACCCUUAGACAUCCUUCCUGAUGGCACUCCCUGUAUUCAUGGAUUCUGCAAUAAGGGAAAAUGUGAGAAGACAGUGCAAGAUGUUGUAGAACGUUUCUGGGACAUCAUAGAGGACAUUAACAUUAACACUGUACUGAUGUUCUUGCGUGACAACAUUGUAGGGACAGUGAUCAUCAUCUCUGUCAUCAUCUGGGUCCCAGCGUCGUGCAUUUUCAGUUACGUUGACCGCCGGCGACAAGAGGAUUACCGCAAGCAAUGUGAAGAGUAUAGAGCCUUUGUUGAGCGCUGGAAGAGAAGGACUGCUGCUCAUGGUUUCCCUAAGCCAAAAGUAGCCACCACCUCCUUUAUGGAUGUAGUUGAUGAUGCAACCAAAAGUCUUCUUACUAGACCUACUGAGUAGCUGUAGCUCCACACCUCUUUAUCAGAGCACCUGCAUUUGCCUUUGAUGCUGUGAUUUUUUUUUUUUUUUUUUUUUUUUUUUUUUUUUUUUUUUUUUUACAAUUCUUGCAUGAAUUACUGUAUAUUUAUGAUUUAUGGACUUUAUGUAUCUUUGUUUUAUUUCCAAAGUGUAUGUAUCACAAAGGGGUAAAGAAUAUGUGCAUGAUUGCUCAUGUAGUUGCACACUAAGUCUUGAUGUGCAAACACGUUUAAUGCAUAAUACAACUUCAUCCUUUGCCCUUUCCUUGUUCACUGAGUUUCUGUUGCACACAUUAUCUUUUAAACAACAGAUUUUGCAACAUGUCUCAGAAGGUAUGUUUCAAUAACUAUAAUCUGUUCCAUUAUCUCUGGGACAAAAUUGGAAGUUGAAAGGAGGCCACAACUCAUCCAGAAAGUGGUAUGUUGUGUGUAAAAUUGCAAUCUUUUCAAAAGUUAUUGCCUCAAACUAAUUCUAUUUUGCACUAGACUUUGUGGAACAGACCAUAGUAAAUCUCUAUCAGGACACAAAAAGAGUGCAGAAAAUAGUGAUGGAGCAAAGGUAAAGUAAACUAAAACAACUCUUGUUUUUAGUCAUUGACUAGUCACGGAUUUAUCUACUAUUGUUAGGUUUUGUUGCAUGCAAUACUGUGUCUUUCAGAUUAUACAUUUUUUUUACAUAUUUUGUCACAAAACUUGACAUGUGUUUCUGGUGCCUCUUGGUAAUGAUUUUUUGAGGUAGCGGGUUUUUAAGAUUUUCAGAAGUGUCCUUUGCUCUAGUUUCAAGGUUUUUGUAAAUUUGGUCUCUUCAUUGAGAAAAGUUAAGCAAGACUUGAAAAGAUAUAUAAUUCUAAAAGAAGCAAAGUGAAAGUGGUAUCAACAUAUAUGAAGUCUGCAGUGCUGGCAAAACACACACACAUGCACACAGGGCGUGUGUGCGCGCCCACACACCCACACACCCACACCCACAACCACGCACUCUUCACUCAUGCACUCAUG
Molecule: messenger RNA, 3618 nt
Organism: Penaeus indicus
Lineage: Eukaryota; Metazoa; Arthropoda; Malacostraca; Decapoda; Penaeidae
Product: ADAM 17-like protease
Exons: 15
Coding region: 29-2605 (858 amino acids)
Biological process (GO): membrane protein ectodomain proteolysis; Notch signaling pathway
Cellular component (GO): plasma membrane
Molecular function (GO): metalloendopeptidase activity
Source: RefSeq, a predicted model, not a curated record